Molecule: messenger RNA, 771 nt
Organism: Protopolystoma xenopodis
Lineage: Eukaryota; Metazoa; Platyhelminthes; Monogenea; Polystomatidea; Polystomatidae
Source: the annotation of a GenBank genome assembly
ACCGCCGUCCCUGUCGCCACGACCAAGGUCGAUAGAAGAGCGAAAGGUGACGGCAGGCCUCCGGAUCUGGCGUCCGACGACACCGACAGCCGCGAUACAGUCGGCGGGAUUUGGACGAAAAGUCUUGCAGAACCGGGACAAAGGUACCGAGGCGGCCGAGAUGGAGGGAGUAGGGGGUCAGGGGAUGCUGGCGGGGUGGGAAAGUUGGCAGUUUUGACCCGACAGUCUGGACAUCCGACGCAGGGUCGGUCGGGGGUGUCUACUCGGCCGGCCGAGUGUGUCGGCAGCCUGGCUGGACAAGCGGGUGGAGGUGGCCCGGACAACGCGGCUGGAGGGCGUCGAGGCGUCGCUCGAAGGCCUCGGCAAGCCGGCGAUUGGCGCAUCUUCUCUCGGAGUCCCGAGGUACCACGAUCCACUGGGUCUGCUCGGUUGCCGGGCGAAUGGACCUCGUCUGUUGGCAUACAGAAGGCCUGGCCGGCUCGACAUGGGCGCAAAAAGGACGAUUGUGCAGCGCCUGGCGGCGCGGAGCAGGGUCAUAGAGGCAAGCGGACCCACGAGUCUGUAUGGCAACACCUUUUGGCGACACCACCUCAGGUUAGACAGAGUUUAGGGGGGGUGUACAUGAACCGGGAGGACAAGCGUUUUGCCCAAAAGUCCUGGCCAUACUGUCCAGUCUGUGGCAAGCGGUUGCAUUCAGCCUUAAACACACGUUGGGCAUUGUCACACUCGCACCAGGACUCGAGCUCACCUCACAAAGCGGCUCACAAUUGA